CGCAUGACCCUGCUCACUCGUUCACAUACAGCAGGGAUGGAUCAGAAAGCCGACGAGACUGACGGGGUCCUAUGAGACACGUCUGGCGGCCAUGGCCGAAAGCAAGCAACGGGCAGAAGCAUCAACAGCAACACGGAAGAAGAGGGAGGCGGAGGCAGAGAGGCUGCGUCAAAUCGCCAAAGAUCAACGGCAGAAGCACUUUGCAGCAGCAGCAAAGGCCGCCGAUGAAGAACGCGUACGGCGGCGGGAGAUUCUCGUCAGGGAGGAGACUGCGUUACACGCACAGGCCAGGGAUUGGCAGAAGGAGGCCGAGAAUGGAGACUCCGUUGACUACGGGACAAGGAUUGCUCUCUUGCUCAACCGCGUCACGGACCUCUUCACUACUUGCAUCGCACAGCAGGAGGACAUUCACUCUCUCGACCAUGCCAAUCAGGCGCUGACUAAGCGCAUACAGCAGCUGGAGCAGCGACCAGUCGCCACUUCCAGCGCCGGCCCCUCCGACCUUGUCGACCGCGUCAACGUCCUGGAGAUAGACGUGGGAUCACUCAAAACCGAGACACAGCGGCUGGACCAGCAGAUUUCAAUACGCCCGCAAGAUCGCUACAAGACUGCGUUUAAGACACGGUACAUGCAUUUUGAAUGGGUCAUCAUGCCUUUCGGACUCACCAACGCCCCAAGGACUUUUCAAGCGGCGAUGACCAACGAGUUUCGUGCGAUGCUAGACCGGUUCGUGCUGGUCUACUUGGACGACAUCCUCGUCUAUAGCCGGACCUUGGAGGAACAUCUCGAGCAUCUUCGACGAGUGUUGGAGACACUCCGUCGCGCCAAGUACAAAGCCAACCGCGACAAGUGCGAGUUCGUACGUCAAGAGUUGGAAUACUUGGGCCAUUUCGUCACUCCUCAAGGCAUCAUUCCGUUGUUGGACAAGAUUCAAGCCAUCCAAGAUUGGCCGGAGCCGCGGAACGUCACGGAUGUCCGUUCGUUCGUUGGCCUUGCUGGCUACUACCAACGUUUCAUCAAAGGGUACUCGAAGAUCGCGGCCCACUUAUCCAAGCUUCAAUGCAAGGACCGACCAUUUGACUUCGGGACGGAUGCGCGGGAAUCAUUUUGGGCCCUUAAGGCUGCAUUGCUGUCUUCGGAAGUCUUGCGAAUAUACGACCCGUUAUUGUCGACGUGCGUCACUACGGAUGCGUCUGGCUAUGGCAUUGGUGUCGUCCUCGAACAACAUGAUGGCGUGGACUGGCACCCGGUCAAGUACUUCGGCAAGAAAGUGUCGGUCGUGCACUCAAUCGAUGAUGCACGCAAGAAGGAACUUCUCGCCUUCGUCCGCGCACUCAAGCAGUGGCGGCACUUCCUCCUUGGUCGACGCCAAUUCCGAUGGGUAACGGACAACAAUGUGUUGGUCUUCUACAAGACCCAAGACACCGUCAACAGCACGAUCGCCCGUUGGAUGGCUUUCAUCGACCAGUUCGACUUCUUUCCCGAUCACAUUCCGGGGAAUUCAAACCGUUUUGUGGAUGCUCUUUCACGGCGUCCGGACCACUGCACCGCGGUCUACUCAACCUUCGAGAUAGAGGAUGACUUGCGGGACAGUUUCAUCCGCGACUAUCAAGCCGACCUCGAAUUUCGAGACAAGUACGCAAAUUGUUCCUCUCCCAACCCGGCGCCUUCGCACUAUCGGAUCCAAGAGGGAUACUUGCUCGUUCACUCGCGGGGGAAGGAUCUACUUUGUGUGCCGCAAGAUUCACACUUGCGCACGCGGCUUCUUGGCGAGUUCCACGACGCCCCCGCCACCGGACACUUUGGAGUCAAUCGCACGAUUGGCCGACUCCGCGAGCGCUUUUGGUGGCCCGGUCUUCUCGACGACGUCACGCGCUGUUGCGAGUCAUGCGAGGUCUGCUGACGUUGCAAACCCCGCAAUCAUCGUCCAUAUGGAGAACUGCGACCAUU
Messenger RNA from Chara braunii, 1950 nucleotides. The record is from the annotation of a GenBank genome assembly. NCBI's taxonomy places the organism in Eukaryota, Viridiplantae, Streptophyta, Charophyceae, Charales, Characeae.